UGUUUCUUGCACAAAUCGCAUGUACUCGGCGCCGACUUCUAUUCAUUCGACAAGUGUCGCUCUCUCUCUCUCUCUCUCUCUCUCUCUCUCUCCAAAUUCCAACUCCCGCAAACUCCAUGGACGCGGCUACUUCCGAUCUCGCAGGAUUAGGGAUUGUGAUUAUGGGAGUUAGCGGCUGCGGCAAAUCAACUGUUGCAGAAUUGCUUGCGAAAGCAUUACAGUGCAGCUUUAUUGAGGCGGACGACUUCCACUCUCCGGCAAAUAAAGCAAAAAUGAGCAAGGGAAUUCCGCUAACAGACGCAGAUCGAACCCCAUGGCUCGAAGCACUCCGUGACGCUAUCAAGGAAAAGUUACUCCUCGGCGAAAAUGUGACUGUCAGUUGCUCAGCAUUGCAAAAGAAGUACAGGGAGAUUCUCAGAUCAUCAGACAUCAGUUACAAGCCUGGGAGUUUCUCUAAAUGCAGAGUGAAAUUCAUGUGUUUGGAAGCCCCGGCAGAGCUAAUCGCCGCAAGGAUGAAGAAAAGAUCAGAGGAGGGGAAACAUUUCAUGCCCGCGAGCUUGUUGCGGUCUCAGUUGGAUUUGCUUCAGAUUGACGAGGCUGAGGGAAUAAGUAAGAUCGAUGCGAGUAUGAGAUCCGAGAAAAUUGUGGAUGAUGUAUUAGUCCUAUUUAAAGGCACUUGGAGAUGUGCAUUGUGAACAAUAUGAAUCUAUUGCUUUUGAAGGAUUUGUGAUUUACAAAUAAAAGAAAAAGUUGUGUAAUCAUAUUGUAUACUUGCCUGUUCGUUUCACCGAUGGUGAAGUUCAGGUUGAAGCAGACUUUUGGAUGAAUUAAAGUUAAUAUAAAAAUUACUUUUCUUCCAUUGUUUGGUUA
Molecule: messenger RNA, 870 nt
Organism: Ananas comosus (pineapple)
Lineage: Eukaryota; Viridiplantae; Streptophyta; Magnoliopsida; Poales; Bromeliaceae
Product: probable gluconokinase
Exons: 4
Coding region: 117-695 (192 amino acids)
Cellular component (GO): cytoplasm
Molecular function (GO): gluconokinase activity; ATP hydrolysis activity
Source: RefSeq, a predicted model, not a curated record